Mesoplodon densirostris (Blainville's beaked whale) is the source of this 1281-nucleotide messenger RNA. RefSeq names its product family with sequence similarity 181 member B (gene FAM181B). Bases 1 to 1281 code for a protein of 426 amino acids. Lineage: Eukaryota; Metazoa; Chordata; Mammalia; Artiodactyla; Ziphiidae. The record is from RefSeq and is a predicted model, not a curated record. The transcript has a single exon.
AUGGCAGUCCAGGCGGCGCUCCUCAGCACGCACCCCUUCGUCCCCUUCGGCUUCGGGGGCUCCCCUGACGGGCUGGGAGGCGCCUUCGGAGCCCUGGACAAGGGUUGCUGUUUCGAGGACGAGGAGACCGGGACACCGGCGGGCGCGCUGCUGGCGGGCGCCGAGGGCGGGGACGUGCGUGAGGCCACCCGCGACCUGCUCAGCUUCAUCGACUCGGCGUCCAGCAACAUCAAGCUGGCGUUGGACAAGCCCGGCAAGUCGAAGCGGAAGGUGAACCACCGCAAGUACCUGCAGAAGCAGAUCAAGCGCUGCAGCGGCCUCAUGGGCGCCGCGCCCCCGGGUCCGCCCUCCCCGGGCGCCGCCGACACGCCCGCCAAGCGGCCGCUCGCCGUCGCCAGCGCCCAGACGGUCCCGGUCCAUGCCCACGGCAAGGCGGCCCCCCGGCGGGAGGCGUCGCAGGCCGCGGCGGCCGCCAGCCUGCAAAGCCAGAGCCUGGCCGCUCUCUUCGACUCGCUGAGCCACGUCCCUGGGGCCGCAGAUCCUGCCGGGGCUGCGGAGGCGGCGCCCGCGGCCGGGCUCGUGGGAGCGGGCGCUGGGGGCGUGGGAGGGGACGCGGCCGGCCCCGCAGGGGGUCCGGCCGGCCCCGGCGCCAGGAAGGUCCCGCUGCGGGCCCGCAACCUGCCCCCGUCCUUCUUCACCGAGCCGUCCCGGGCGGGCGGCGGCGGGUGCGGCCCGUCGGGGCCCGGCGUGAGCUUGGGCGACCUGGAGAAGGGCGCCGAGGCCGCGGAGUUCUUCGAGCUGCUGGGGCCCGACUACGGCGCCGGCACCGAGGCGGGCGUCUUGCUCGCCGCGGAGCCUCUCGAUGUGCUCCUCACCGGAGCCGCCGUCCUAAGGGGACCCCCGGAGCUGGAGCCCGGCCUCUUUGAGCCGCCACCCGCGAUGGGGGGGAGCCUACUGUACCCCGAGCCCUGGAGCGCCCCGGGCGGCCCCACAACCAAGAAGUCACCCCUGGCUGCCCCCCGCGGUGGCUUGACCUUGAACGAGCCCUUGCGCCCCCUGUACCCAGCCGCCGCGGACUCUCCGGGCGGGGACGACGGGCCCGGCCUUUUGGCCUCUUUCACCCCCUUCUUCUCAGACUGCACUCUGCCCCCGCCGCCCCCGCCCCCGCAGGUGUCCUACGACUACAGCGCGGGCUACAGCCGCACGGCGUACGCCAGCCUUUGGAGACCGGACGGGAUUUGGGAAGGGGCGCCCGGGGAGGAGGGGGCGCACCGGGACUGA